Pseudomyrmex gracilis is the source of this 408-nucleotide messenger RNA. RefSeq lists its product as uncharacterized. The transcript has a single exon. The coding region runs from base 1 to 408 and encodes 135 amino acids. Lineage: Eukaryota; Metazoa; Arthropoda; Insecta; Hymenoptera; Formicidae. The record is from RefSeq and is a predicted model, not a curated record.
AUGUCGUAUGCUCAAGUCUUUCGAGACGCGAGAAAUAAGGUGGACCCUAGGUCGGCGGGCGUCUCCCGGGUCUGUCGGACCCUGGAGGAACACUUGUCAUUGGAGGUGGGAGAGGAGGACCGCAAAUCCAAAGCAGACAGCAAAUCCAAGGCGGACCUCCUCGCCUCCAAGUUGAAAGAGGCUCUCCCCGAAGAAGUCAGGGUGGCUCGUCCAUCCCGAAACGUGGAGAUAUUAGUUUCGGGAUUGGAAGAGUUCACCACGGAGGACGAUCUCUGCAAAGAGUUCGUGGCAGAGUUUGGUGACGGGAGUGGCGUUAGGGUAGUAUCCCUGCGUCGCUCCCAGCCCGUGGGUGGAGUCGCCUUGGUUCGCUGCCCAGCUGAAGCGGCGGCCAAGGCGAUUAAAGGGUAA